UUGGGUAAAAAAUUCAAAGCCGCCUCCAGCAUGUUUUUCUAACCUCACUUUUACAAAUUCGGAUGGGUGAUGGUUUAUUGACAAAAUUAUGGCUGGAAAGCUUUCGUUUUUAUUAAGAAAAUUACUCUUAGUUGUUUUACUAACUAACGCGGUUAUUACAUCGAAAUUAAAUGCUCCUCAUGUUCUUUUACCAAUAUUUGAAAAUGUGGAUGUAACUUUUCAACUAGAAGCUGUAUCCGGAGGUUGUUACAAAUGGAGUACAUCAAGAUCAGAUGUAAUUUUAUUGACACUCGUUGAUCCGAGCCCUCUCGAUUGUUCAUCUAAAGUCAUCAUUUCUUCUGUAUUAAAAGAUCCUGUGCGCAAUGUAGCUGUUGUACUAGCUGAGGAAGUAGAAACACAAUUAAUUUUAAGAGCUGAUGUUAUUGUUGAUGUAAUUGACAAGUUGGGUAUUGUAACAACCACAAAGGAAAUUAUUUUGGAAGAAAUACCAGAAGUGUUCAAAGUUGUCGCCUAUGAUAGCCAAGGGAAUCAAUUUACUAGUCUACAGGGUGUUGAGUUCGAUUGGAAAAUAGUUAAUUUAGGUUCAAAUCAAGAUGUGACAAUCUUAAACUUUAUUCCAUUUGGAGAAUCUUCAUAUGAUACCAUUGAUUGGAUUGAGGAAUUUGAAGAUCAAAAUAAAAGGGGUGAUGUUGUUUUAGUUGGGGGAGUUAAGACUGGUGCUGCCAAAUUGGUAGCUUCUUUACCUUACGAUGACUAUGCAGACUUAGAAGAAGUUGAAGUUAUAUUGGCCGUUAUAGCCAAUCUUAUUAUUAUGCCAACAGAUGCUCACGUUAUGCCUUUUGACACAGUUUAUUUUAAAUUAUAUUCUGUUAAUAAUGGACAAAUGGAAGAAGUAGAACUACCUGAUUCACAAUAUUUUAUGGAUAUUGAAAGCCCUGAAAUUGCUUCUGUAGAUCCAAAAACUGGGCUCAUAUCAUUACAACUUACAUUGAUGAUACAACUUAUAAGAUUAUUAACGUAUAAUAAUGGACAAAUGGAAGAAGUAGAACUCCUUGAUUCACAAUAUUUUAUGGAUAUUGAAAGCCCUGAAAUUGCUUCUGUAGAUCCAAAAACUGGAGAAGUAACUGGUUUAGCAGAAGGUCGUACAAAAGUAAAACUUCGUGAUAGUACCGCUGAAGAUAUAGAACAACAGAAACUACCAUCAGCGUUUAUUAAUGUCUGCAUGCCAUCUUAUAUAAAACUUAGCAUACUUCCGUUUAGAAAUUGGGCGAUUUUAAUGAAUUUUCCACAUGUUUUAUUGGCAGAGGUUUAUUCAAGCACUGAUCACAAACUUGAUCUUGGACCAGGUGUUGAACUACAAAUACAACUUGACGAAAAAUUUCAAUUGGUGGAAAGAUCACCAAAUGGUACAUGGUUAUUUGGAUGGGGUCAAGCCCCUGGUAGAUCUACCGUUGUUGCCACGUUAGAUGCAAUUGUUAAUGACAAAUUGGGAAGGAAGGAGAUUGGCCCUAUUAGUACUAAACAAGAAAUGAAAAUUUUUCCUAGCAUUAUUAUUAACCCAUCUGAUGUUGUUCUUCCUUGGGAUCCAGUUGCACAACCAAGAUAUCAAGUUCCUUUGACUGCACGUGGUGGUGAUGGUAAAUACUUAUGGGUGUGCUCAAAUAAUUCUAUAGCUGUUGUUACCCAAAAUGGUAUGGUUAAAACUCACGCAGAUGGGUUUUUUGAAGUAUCUGCUGUUAUGCAAAUAAAUCCAAAUAAUCGAGAAAGUGCAAAAUUUUAUAUUGUUCCACCUACAAAACUUGAAAUAAUUGAAUACAUAACAGAAGCUGAAAUAGAUACAAACAUUUACAUCCACAUCGCGAUUUAUGGUGAAAAACCGGAUGCAGAUAACAAUCCAGUUCAAAUACCAUUCACUAAUUGUCAAGAUUUACCAUUUAAAAUAGAUAGUGCUGAUCCUCAUUUUUUAAUUGAUACAAACAAGACGAUGGAAACGAUCGGUGUAUCAUGCGCUAAUUUUGCUGUGAAUAGUUCGGUAGUUGGUUCAUCAAAAAUAAGUGUGUCUUAUAAUAUUGGUGGGAAAUAUCUUCAAGAUUCAGUCGUUGUAAGCACAUAUAAACCGCUUACAAUGAUUUUUCCGGAAACUCCGAUAGUUUUAGCGGUUGGAACUACAAUUCAAUUGAUUUUUACUGGCGGGCCAGCAAUGAUGCAUGGCAGAGAAAUCCAAUAUUUAAAAGGUAUCAUUACUGAAAAUUCAGAUAUUGUCGAAGCGGCGGAUAUAACUGAAAAAAUGGAGUUACCACCAAGCGAAGAAGAGUUUACAGUUGUUGGCGUAUUUUGUAAAGCUUUAGGUGAAUCAAUGGUGAAUCUUACUAUUUUCGACGCUCCUACUGUUGUUAACACUCAUAGUAUUGAUUGCCAAAUGGAUGUAUUGAUAAUUUGUGGUAAACCUCGUACGUUGAAGAUUCAACCUGAAUUAAAUACCGACAACGUUCACUCGUGUCCAAUGGAUUUAAGUGCUGAUAAAGCUUUAAUCCAAAGCGAUCAUGAUACUGAAUUGGAUAUAGCCGUUAUGAAUGAAAAUGGUUUAAGAUUUUUAAAUAUUACAACUUUGCGCUUUGAGUGGUCGGCUGAUCCUCCGGAAUUUGCCGUUUUACAUUCAAUGGAUUCUGUAAUUCCUAGGGAUAUUUUUAACGGUACUUUAAACUUUGGUAAUAAAAGCUAUCAAAUUGUUACACCGAAAACUACUUCUGGAACCAUUGUGGUUAAUGCUAAAGUUGUUGGAUAUGACAAAAUAAUGUUGGCUAAAGUUAAAGUUACCCCAGAAUGGCCAGAAUUUUUGGAUGAUAGUGAAAAAGAUGCGGAAUUGCCACCUAUUGAAACAUCUGUUUCUUUACUACUAGUAGAUGAUACUCAAGUUGUUCCCACCGACGUUACUUUGUACAAUCAUCCAUCAAGUACUGCAACUGUUAGUGUUAAUUAUGGAUCUGGUUAUUAUGAAAUGGUUCUUAGUACUCCUGAUGUUGCUGAUGUGGUUUAUUUGAGUCAUAAACGACAAUUGGAGAUAACACCAAGGAAUGAUGGAGAAUUAAAAAUUGAAUUGCACGAUUUGUGUUUAGCUGGAACACCUCCAGUUGUAAAUGUUCACGUAGUUUCAGUUUCGAUGAUUCGAGUCGAUGUAGCUGAUAAAGUAGAAUUAUCCAAAUUUAUACCAUGUACUGUCAAGUUAUACGACAGUUCUGAUAAUCUAUUAAAAGUACCGGUCGAUAUGAUUGGAAUUCAUAUCGAUCAAGAUCCUGAUUUAGCGAAUUUUAAUCGAUUAACACCAGAUAUUCUUGAUCCUUGGCCUGAUGGUAAUAUUAAAUACACAAUUCAAGGUGAAAAAGUGGGCAAUACAAAAAUCAAAUUUAGUAUAUCAACUUCAGUAAUUCCAAUUGAAAGUUCUGUAAUAGACUUACAAAUAUUUGAUCAUCUUAAACUUCUACCAAAAAAUUUAACCACCAUAAUAGGUACAAACGUGCAAAUAAUGCAUGAUGGCGGUCCAGGUACAACACCAACAAUGGAGUUUACAUUAGAAGAGACUAAAAUUGGCGAGGUAACUUCAAGCGGAAUUUUAAGCGCAUUACAUUUAGGAUCUACAAAAGUAACUGGAAUGUGUGUUGGUGUUGAUCCAUCAAGCGGGGAAAAAGUUAUAUACGCGCAAGAUACCGCGGAAGUUCACGUAAUUCCAAUACAAGGAUUUCAAAUCAAAGCUGCCUUAACCAGAUUUCGAUUAAAAAGUGAAGUUCCAAUUUGGGUUUCUGGAAUUCCCGAACAAAUUACCCCUAUGAUUCUUGGAACCGCUAGUCCGGAUUAUAUUUACGAAUGGUUCGUUGAAGAUCCCGAUAUUAUUCGAAUAGUUAGCGUUUUUGAACCGCUUGGAAUUACUUAUGAUGCUGGAGAUUUAAUUUCGAUUAGAAUUAGAGGAUUGAGACCAGGAAAAACAAAAUUAACAUUAAAUGUAACGGUUCCUGGAAAUGUUGUUCAAUCUAAAAUGAAAACGGUGACUUUUACGGAAACUAUGGACUUUGAUGUUUUUGAAGAAUUAGCUUUGAUGUCACCGCCGGGAUUUUCUGGAAAAGCGCUUUUAAUGGCACCUAAUUCUAGUAUUCAAUUGAUGACUAACGCAGAUUCAAACUCAAGAUGUUCUUAUAAAUUGAUUGGUGAUGAUCAAAGUAUUGUUACUGUAACAUCGCAAGGAAUGCUUAAAUCAGAAGAUCAAUUAGGUUAUGCAAUGGUUCUGAUUACAUCUAUUGAUAAUCAUGGUUUAAAACAAACGUUAUCUCUUAUUGUUGAAGUUAAACCGAUCGUUUUUAUGAGAUUAAGUGUAAUAGCUGACUGGACAAUGCAAACAAGUGAAUUUAAUAACAUAGUACCGUUAGGAACCGAAUUUCAAUUAAGAGCUACAUACCAUGAUAACACUGGAAAUGGAUUUAGUGCCGGUACAGCUAAGUUACGCAUAAGAAAUUCACGACCCGAUUUAACAACAGUUAAAUUGGGAGGAGAUAACGCUACUUUACUUGUUUCUAUAGUCAAACCUGGUAUAACAAUUUUAAAAGUUUCUGCCGAAGGUAUUCAAAAAUCUGCUGAUUAUAUCAAAUUACAUGUUGGCCAAGCUAUUGUUCCUCGCGUGACCAGUUUGGUUGUUGGAGAUAUUGUUUGCAUGUGGACUCCAGUGAAUGCAGCAGCACCAGGAGUGUGGACUUCAAGUGAUGAACAACUUUUUUCUAUCGAUAGUGAAACUGGAGUUGGAGCGGUUGUUCCUACACGUAAUAGUGGAAAAAUAUAUUUAACACAUAACUUACAUCCAGUCGCACCAUUACAAAUGCAAAUCGUACCAGUUAACAGUUUAGUGUGUGUAUCUGAUGAGAAACCAACUAUAUCAAACUCCGCCAAUAAUAGGCCAUUAGAAAUUCCAGUUAUUGUUGGUGGCGAAGGAACAAACCGAAAAUCUAAUUUGUUAAAUGCUGCGAGUUGCGGCGAACUUGACGUUUCUUCUAUCAUAAAAGAAUACCCUUUUGAAUGUGAAAUAGAAUUUAGUAACCGUGAUAUACAAAUGGAGAUAAGUAGUAUUUUCCGAGUCGAAACAAUAUUUAAUACAAGAACUGGAAUGUAUUGUUGUGUUAUUAGUCCAACUGGCAUACAAGAUCCAGCGACAAGUACUUUAGAAACCGAUAUUUUAUUAACUGCAAGAGCGAGGACUACUAAUAUAGCAUCAGAACCUUUAGAAAUAGAAUUUCUUCCUUCAGUUUAUAUGGAAAGAGAUAUACAUUUGGAUGCGCAACAUUUCACUGCCGAAUUGACUAUUGUUGGGACUGAACGUGCUUUGGCAAAAAUUAAAGUAUCACCAUUCGAUCCGAAUUUAUUAGAAAUUUCUAAGGCUGAAAAAGUUGACAAGCAAACCAUAAAGUACAAAGUAAAAUUAGUCGAUUAUCAUUGGAAAUUAAACGAAUACGUCGAGCCGCUUUUAGUGAAAGUAUUUUCACAAUUAACUGAUGAAAGUGUUAAGGUUAAUGUCAAAGUAUUGAAUCCUGAACAGUUUACUGGACAAGACUUUGGUAGGGGGAAAUCACCAUUGGUUUCCAUUUUAUACAAAUAUCGACAUGUUAUAAUCAUUGUAAUUUCAAUGUUAAUCAUUUUUAUUGGUACUUUCUAUGUAUACAGCCUUUUUGUACAACCAGUAAUUCAUGUAAAUGUAACACCAGUAAGAUCACUUUUAUCGCCAAACUCAACUCAAGCAGCCCAAAGAAAUUUAGGAACACCUCCUCGAGCUAUACCAGGAACAAGCGCACAACUUGUGUGUCCUUGUAAUCGUCCAAAUUGUCCACACAAUAUGGGCCAGCAACCGCAAUUUAACUCGAUAUGUGGUACGAGUUUUGCGAAUACUUCUUCAAAUCCAAUGGGAUCUAAAGAUGGUGUUUAUGGAGAUCCGAAAAGUUUUUGUUGUACCAAUCCGGAAAUGAGACGUAAUCGGAGGUUUAUGUGACGAUCGUACUUUUUUUUAUAAUUUAGUUAGGAUUUGAAAUUUCGUUUUGUAUGUAAAUAUGUAAGUAGGUACUUUGUUUACUCUCAGGAUUUGGUGUUCAGUUAAAUUUUAUGUGUAAUUAUAAUUUAAUGGUUGUGUUGAAAAAAUUAAAAACAGACUGAAAGUUU
Onthophagus taurus is the source of this 6189-nucleotide messenger RNA. It is a transcript of the gene Gp210, whose product is annotated as nucleoporin 210. The record is from RefSeq and is a predicted model, not a curated record. Gene Ontology annotation, cellular component: nuclear pore. Lineage: Eukaryota; Metazoa; Arthropoda; Insecta; Coleoptera; Scarabaeidae.